AUAACCGUGUCUUAACGGCGUGACUGUGCGUUGGUUGUAGUAGUUGGCAUUGGUGUGAGCUCACUCUCUCGUUCGAAGCUCCCGCAGCCACCAGUGAGAGCCAGCGAGCGAGCGAGUUCCGAUCGCUUCGCUGCACGAGUUCGCCGUUGCCUCGCCGGAAAAUCCGAGAUCUCUUAUUCUCCGACGACGACGACUCAGAUAACUCUAUUAUUCUCUUUUGUUAGGUUAGGUUAUAUACAGUUUUCAACGCAUGGCUUCGGAGAAUGUGAAGACCGGCGAAUCCGCCGUGACGACGAUCGUCAAUCUCGCCGAGGAAGCCAAGCUCGCCAGAGAAGGCGUCGUCAAGGCUCCCAGCUACGCGCUCGGUAGCAUCUGCAAGUCACUCGUAGCCGGUGGAGUCGCCGGAGGAGUGUCACGUACGGCAGUUGCUCCGCUGGAACGGUUGAAAAUUUUGCUACAGGUCCAGAAUCCUCAUAACAUUAAAUACAAUGGAACAAUUCAAGGCCUAAAAUAUAUAUGGAGAACUGAAGGUUUCCGUGGACUUUUCAAAGGAAAUGGUACUAAUUGUGCUCGAAUUGUCCCUAAUUCUGCUGUGAAGUUCUUCAGUUACGAGCAAGCUUCUAAGGGUAUACUGUAUCUGUAUCAGCAGCAAACUGGAAAUGAGGAUGCUCAGCUGACUCCUCUUUUACGACUGGGAGCUGGAGCAUGUGCUGGAAUAAUUGCUAUGUCAGCAACUUAUCCAAUGGAUAUGGUUCGAGGCAGGAUUACUGUGCAGACUGAGGCAUCCCCAUACCAGUACAGAGGAAUGUUUCAUGCUUUGUCUACUGUGCUUAGGGAAGAAGGUCCCCGUGCUUUAUAUAAGGGUUGGCUUCCUUCGGUUAUUGGAGUUAUUCCUUAUGUAGGUCUCAACUUUGCUGUGUACGAGUCUCUAAAAGAUUGGUUACUUAAAUCCAAUCCAUUUGGUCUAGUUGAAAAUUCUGAGCUGAGUGUGACAACACGCCUGGCUUGUGGUGCUGCUGCUGGAACUGUUGGACAAACUGUUGCUUACCCUCUUGAUGUUAUUCGUCGAAGAAUGCAGAUGGUUGGUUGGAACCAUGCUGCUUCUGUUCUAACUGCUGAUGGAAGAAGCAAAGUCCCACUUGAAUACACUGGAAUGAUUGAUGCAUUUAGAAAAACUGUUCAGCACGAGGGAUUUGGUGCAUUAUACAAGGGUUUGGUGCCUAACUCUGUAAAGGUUGUUCCAUCAAUAGCAAUUGCAUUUGUAACAUAUGAGGUGGUGAAGGACGUUUUAGGAGUUGAGAUCAGAAUAUCAGACUAAAGUUUGAUAACCACAUGGUAUCUGUUCACCUGGUGUGGUUUCUUUGUUUUUGUUUUCUUUUUUUGUAGGCAAGGGGAUGCAGAGAUGGUAACUUACAGUUAUUUCUUGUUUUUCAUCUCUUCAAGGAUGAGCUUAGAAACUCGUAGAGCUAGUGUCCAUAAAUUUAUUCCCUUGUUCUAUUUGUUUACCUUGUUCUAUUUGUCCAUAAUAAGUGUUGUGGAAAAACAAUGCAAGGACAUAUUUGCCUAGCUUUCUGCAUUAGUUGAGAAAGCAUUUUUCUUAGUGGAAUUUGCAUUAACUGAAA
Molecule: messenger RNA, 1622 nt
Organism: Cajanus cajan (pigeon pea)
Lineage: Eukaryota; Viridiplantae; Streptophyta; Magnoliopsida; Fabales; Fabaceae
Product: mitochondrial adenine nucleotide transporter ADNT1
Biological process (GO): transmembrane transport
Source: RefSeq, a predicted model, not a curated record